AUCAUCCCCUCACCCUGUUUCUUUCUCCGAGACAUUGAAAACCAAAACCUCUGCUCUCAGCAUGCACAUGCUACAAAAUCCAUCAAUCCCUUCUCAUUCAAACAAAUAACACCCUUGAAGUUUGAAGUUUGAAUCCCCCAUUCUCCAUUUUGAGAGAGAGAGAGAGAGAGAGAGAGAGAGAGAGAUGGCGGAGGGGUAUUGUUGCAGGGAAGUGGUACCAUUUGGGGCCAUGGUGCUGGUGGAGUGCCUCUAUGUAGGCUCUAGAAUCUUGUUCAAGGCAGCAUCAUUGAAGGGGCUGAGCAACUUUGUCUUCAUCUUCUAUUCUUACGCCAUUGCUACUCUUGCUCUGCUUCCUUUCGCCAUCCUCUUCCUCAGAAGAACAGCUCUUCCCCCGCUCAACUCUUGUCUUCCCUAUAGAAUCUUCCUCCUCGGGCUUCUUGGAUUUUCAGCUCAGCUGCUUGGGUACAAAGGAAUAGAAUACAGUUCUCCAACUCUUGCUUCUGCCAUGAGCAACCUUACACCAGCUUUCACCUUCAUACUUGCCAUUUGUUUCAGGAUGGAAAAGUCAUCUUUGAGAAGCUCAAGCAUUAGGCUGAAAAUCAUAGGCACCACGGUAUCAAUAGUGGGUGCACUGGUGGUGAUUCUCUACAAGGGACCAGCAAUCAUAUCAACUUCAUCAGCAUCCCAUAUCCUUUUCCAUCCUCUAGGCUCAGCACAAUCAAAGUGGGUCAUUGGCGGUAUACUGCUUGCAGCUGAGUUUUUUCUAGUUUCGACUUGGUACAUUGUUCAGGUAAAGGUCAUGGAGGAGUACCCGGUGGAGAUAGUAGUAGUAUUUUUCUACAACUUAUGUGGCAGUGUCAUCUCAGCACCUGUGUGCUUUCUUGCUAAAACAAACAUUAGUGCAUGGAGACUGAGACCUAAUAUAGCACUAGUUGCUGUUCUAUACAAUGGACUCACCGUGCUAAGCUUCGGCUCUGUUAUUCAUACUUGGGGCUUGCGCUUGAAGGGCCCUCUCUAUGUAGCAAUAUUCAAGCCAUUCUCAAUUGCCAUUGCAGCUGCCAUGAGUGUUGUCUUCCUUGGUGAUUGUCUCUACCUUGGAAGUGUUGUUGGAUCCAUAAUAAUUUGUAUUGGGUUUUAUGCUGUAAUAUGGGGAAAGGCAAAAGAGGAGAUGGGUGGCUGUGGAAAUGGUAGCUUCGAGUCAUCAUCUACACCAAAAACCCCACUGUUGCAAAGCACCAAUGUUCAAGAUGUAUAGAACAAAAAUACAUAGAUGAUAAAGAACAAACAGAGAAUUUUCCCUAUUCCCAUUUGAAAGCAUCAAUGGGGAAAGCACAUCAUAAGGGUGAAAUUUCGAAAUGUUGUUCAAUAUCCAUAAGGUGGCCACAAGCUAUAAUACACAUGUAUAUAGACUACCAGAAGAUUAUAGGGGUCGACUUCUGCAUCUUUCCUAUGUUCUAUAAAUAAAACAUCUUAAUCCCGGUUAAUGCCGCUAAGAAUGGUAAACCACCUAAUGUUUUGACUUUUGAGAGUGAUCCCUACCUUUGUUGCUGUUUGUACAAAAGUGUAUUUAGUAGUGAAGUUUCAAAAUGUUUAGUAUGAAUGGCUGUUAUUUGCCCACCCUAUAAAAUCCGGAUGGUUUUGGCUCUGCUUUUUCCCAAGAUUGCUGGGAUAUUGUAAAAGAAGACGUGAUCGAUGCA
This is a messenger RNA of Malania oleifera, 1697 nucleotides long. RefSeq names its product WAT1-related protein At5g40230-like. Gene Ontology annotation, cellular component: plasma membrane. The coding region runs from base 185 to 1255 and encodes 356 amino acids. NCBI's taxonomy places the organism in Eukaryota, Viridiplantae, Streptophyta, Magnoliopsida, Santalales, Ximeniaceae. Gene Ontology annotation, molecular function: transmembrane transporter activity. The transcript has 7 exons. The record is from RefSeq and is a predicted model, not a curated record.